Messenger RNA from Centruroides sculpturatus (bark scorpion), 1538 nucleotides. RefSeq lists its product as uncharacterized. Bases 301 to 852 code for a protein of 183 amino acids. NCBI's taxonomy places the organism in Eukaryota, Metazoa, Arthropoda, Arachnida, Scorpiones, Buthidae. The record is from RefSeq and is a predicted model, not a curated record. The transcript is spliced from 10 exons.
AUGACGUAUGUAGUGGGAGGCUGUUUCCGUCGAGUGAUGUAGUGUGUACGUCGUGUAUCGUGAUGCAGAUUAUCAGAGGCGAUUUAGUUAUUUGAAUAAUUUUUUUAGUGCAUCUUUGGAGUCUUUAAGUAUCGCACGAGUGUAAAAUUACUUUCCAUGACGUGUUUGGAGUAUGGGUGUGUGUUUCAGUUGUUGCCUGGGUGACGACCACAGGAAGUACAAGAGAACCAGGGUUUUUAGCACUGAAAGUCUUAUUGAGACAGAGACUCAACCAAAAAGAAUCGUAAUCAAUGGGAAGCAAUGGAAAUGGAAAGACCAGCAGUAAUAGAAACUCAAGCAGAAGCACUAAGAGUUGCCCAAUCAGCACAAGCAAAUGAAAACACAAAUUCUGCUAAAUUAGUUUUUUGGAAUAAUCAUCUUUACUGGUUGAAAGAUGCAGAAGAUUGGAGAAAUAGAAGUCAAUUUAGUUCUCAUGGAGAAGCAUCUCAAAUGGAAGCAGCAGUACCACUUCUCACAUGUGAUAGUUCUGUAGGAGAUAGUAGUAGUAUUACUGGAAGUCAAAAGUGGGAAAAACUUCCUGCUGGAAAUGGAACACCUGGUUCUUCUCUUGAUUUGGAAUGGGAAAAUGAAGCUGGACUUACACCACCACCUCAUUAUCUUAUUCCCACAACUGAUGAUCUCACUUGGUUUGUAUUGAGUGAAAAUAGUAGUAAUCAUUCUCAUCCAUCUACUCCAGUCUCUAAUGGAAAUGAUUUAGAAUGGGAUUUUACAAGUGUUCAAGUAACUGAAGACAGUAAAGAACAAGUAAUAAAUACAGAUUUUAUAGAAAAUGGUAAUAGCAUAGAAAGAUGAUCUUACAGUUCACGACCCCUUUUACUCUCUACUCGUCUACAAAAACUAUCUGUAGAUAUUGAGACUGUUGCAACAGUACGACCAAGAAAUUUGAUUGGCCGACCAAGCUUUUCUGUGAAUUUUUUUGUUUUUGGAUUUUUAUAGUGAUAAACGUUUUCGGAAUAACAAAUUAAACAUCUUUAUGACAGAAUGCUGCUGUUUUCGAUGUGGUCGUCGCGAUCCAGGCGAACCGAAUCAACAAAGUCUUUCAGUAAUCAGGGUAAUGGGCCUUAACCCAAAGGAAAUGCAACCGAUAUGUGGUAAUGUAAUCUUCCAGCAAAAUCAAACAAAGAAAUAUUUACUACAUUUUUCAAAUGUAAAACAAAAAAAAAUUAAAAAUUUGAUGCCUAACAAUUGUAUCAUAAAAACCAAAAUAUGUAAAUUGACGGAAAAAACAUUUUAAUUAAGAUUAAUUAACCAAUAUGGUUGACGAUAUCGUUUAGUUUUGUAUUUUAACUUCACUGUUAAAUGGAAUAAUUGCCUUCUUUGUUGAUUGUAGUGAUCCUAUGUAGUCCUUUAAAUCAGUUAUUACAAAAUCAUUUUAAUAGUAAAACUUCUAUGUCAAAAUUACAAUAUCUAUAUAUACAUUCAUAUAGGUAAAUAUAAUGAUUUUGUUGUGUAUGUGUGUUUCUCUGUAAUUUAAUUUA